GCGAGAAAUGGCACUUACCAUGAUCAAUAAGCAGUGGAAGAUCGUUGAUUCUGAAGAGCAGAGGAAGAUCCGUUUAGUAUUCUGAAGAUCUUCGUGCUGGUCUCGGAAAAUGUAUUCUAUCGCCUCUCCUUUCGCCGUCUAGAGGUCUUAUGGAGGAUGACGUACUAGGUAACGCGUGCAGAUCUGUCGAUGAAGAAAGUAGCCAAGUAAUGCCGAUCAUGAGCGAAUCGAUUGUAAAAAUGCACGCUUGAUCAUCUUCAUACUUACUCGGCUCGGUAGUUUUGCGAAGAACUUCUUCUACCUGUGAUCGCAGCAGAACAAAAAUGGGUACUUCGAGCAGAAUUUGUGACUGCACGACGGCACGAUGCCAGCAUAUGUAAGGUACUUUCCUUCUCUCGGUCAAAAAUCGACUCAUCUCCACUCGGUAUCAAAAUAAGUUCACCAAUUAUGAUGGUCAAGAACAUGGCCGGCGGAGGAUAAGAUACGUAUACUUAGCUCGGAAGAUUAACCUUAUCAAGAAAUAAAGCAAAGCCUCGUCUUGAACCAAUAAUAAAGCAACUACAUCACGAUAAUUCCAGUUGAAAAAUACAGCUCUGUGCGGGUCGUGUUCAACACCAGAGGUUAAACACCACCAACUACCGAUUGGCAAUUAGCCUCUCCUUUGACUCGCAUUUCUUUUUUCUUGAGUUUUACCUGCUCCCUUUUUACAUAGCUGUAGCAGAUUCCGGGUCUUCAUCGUCGAAAUUUAAUCUUAACACGCAAUAGAAUUAGAAGUAGAAAAUUAUUUAAAAAUUUUCGUCGAAAAACUACACCUCAAACACAACCUAGGAGAAAAAGAUGCUGAAAAGAGUAACACUAACGAAUGCUGUAGUAAUCACCACCUUGAGCAGCUGGACAUCUUUACUAGAGGGAUCGCAGGCAACCAAAUUUGUUCAACAUCAGCUUCUUCAGAACACGACUACUACAACUCUGUCGUCCCCUGUAGAUGAUGAAAUAAAAACCGCGGCUGGUGGUGAAGAACAAGAAAGUAGUAUUGAAGAAGAUAUUAAAACGACUCCCCCUGGUGCUCUGUACAGAAAGUAUCCCCACGAGCGACAGCCCCAGACACGAAAACCCAUGUUUCGCUUGGUCCACAAAGUUGUGGAUUGGACGCCGCUGCCGCCUCCGGUGAACUGGCUGAAGCUGCUUCCAAGCUACCGGGACGGGAACACGCUGAAUCGCAUCGAGCGACCACCUGUUUUGCAGGAGAAUUACCCCCUCGUUGCCGAAAUCUUCUGCCCCGCGGCCCCGAGCGGUCGCCCUGACGAGGCAGGCAUAGGCGGAGCAGCUCCAGAACCCCCCUCGUCGUCGCAAAAAGUAGAGGAUGUUGAGCAUGCGGCGGUGGAAGAAGUCGAGGACCAAGCAGCAGAUUCGCAAGCAAAGUCUGGGGGUUCUUUAAUGAAGAGCCCCGUUCAACAUUUUAUUGCACAGGGACAGGAUGAUGUUCUUGCAGGAGAAGUAGAAGCUGAGCCAAAAUUCAUCGCCCUCACAAUUGACGUAUGAACUGCAAAUAUGUCUGGGUCUGGAAAGAUCCAAGGUUUGUCAUGCUUGUCGGAAAUGACUCUCAAGUCUGUCAUGCACAUUACCCACAAGUCCCACUUUUCUGUCAUGCAGAAGCUCACUUUCUCAUGCAGAAAAGCCAAGACUGUAGCACCUCCAAAACUUGUCAUGCUUGCCUGUCAAAUGAGGCGUCCUCGUCUUUCGCGACUAGCAUUACAAGUUCCCAGACCCAGACAUAUUUGCAAUGCACAUGACGACGGACUGUGCAGCAACCCGGUGGACCCGGACGAGUGCCUUGCCACGGAGUAUCAGAACGAAAAAUCCCCCCUCGUCCCCAUAUCAAAACGAAGUUUCUGAUGCUGGAUUUGUGUACGCAAAUCAGAUUUGUCUUGCUGGCAAGGACCACUGCAGGCCCAUAUCAAGCCUGAGUAGACCACAGGUUUUGGCCUGGGCGCUUUGCAUGAUAGACGUCUACGCUGUAGGAGGUGCAACAGCAUGACAAACCGCCUGUAGAAUGCGGCGGCUGUCUAUGGGGUUGCCUUCAUGCAACACAGAGACGAUUUGUGGCCACAAAUCAGCAGCGCAAAUUUUCGAAAACGUGCCUGGUCAAUAUAUAUGGGGAGGGGGGAUUUUUCCUUUUGAUACUCCGGUUUUCGACCUCUUGAAAAAGUACAAUGCGACGGCAACCUUUUUUCUCGUGGAGGCCCAUUUGGAGUACGCAAACGCAGAUAGAGACCUGAAAAGACUAGUCCGAGACGGACACGAAAUGGCGAACCACGGACUGGUGGACAAGCCCAUGCACCGGCUGAGCAAGGACGAAUUCGAAAAAAGUCUGUUGCAGUGUAACACAGCACUGGAAAAGUACCUGUUGCCGGGUGGGGCUCCUGCUGGGGAGGAGGAUCCUCGUGAAGAUGUAGUUGAUGUUGCCAACAACAAGAAAAUGUUGGAUGAAAAACAAAAGUCUAAGCGUUUUGUCCAGCGGCGCAUCGACCUUUUCCGCAGCCCCAGCGCGAUGUACAGUGGGGCGAUGUCGGAAGUGCUUCGGAGACACCAGAUGCUGCACAUUCUCGGGGACACGUACUGCGACGACCUGAUGGUGAAAGACGCGGAUUGGGUGGCCGAGGCGACGCUGAAACAAGUGGCAAAGAACUGGCGGAGAUACAAUGGGAGUGAUAAGAAUCAAGAAAGGGUUCGUGGUAGUAAUAACGACAACAACGUCAGCAAAAAUCGCAAUAAUCCAACCGCCCCGAUCAGCAUUCUGAUCACGCACAUGCCGGAGCGCUCGCGGCGGCAGCACCUGCUGGAAGCGUUAGAUAAAAUCCUGUACAAAUUGGUGGUAGAGGAACACUACACCGUGCGGUCCGUUUCCGAAAUUUUGCAGACUGUAGUGGACAGAGGAGCAGCAGCAGAAGAAUCCGCGCGUGAGGACGUGGGGCAGAAGAGUAGCACAACUGGAGGAGGCCAUCUCGGCAAUUGUUUAUGAGUACACAACGACCCUGAUGAAAUUUUUACCUUCUUGUAACUGAAAAAAACCAACGCCCUCGAGAUGAAAUUCAGCUUUGAAGACAAAUUUCAUCAAGGCUACUCGAAACAAAAACAAAAACGAUAUUAACGAACGAGAUAUUUUUUCGCUUUUACUUCUUGGAACCAAGCGUUAUAGUGUCUGCGAGCGCUCGCGACCCGGUCUCCAAUGUAGGAGAUGAGAUCUACAAACCUUACUAACUAAAGUUUUACAAAUGCUCGGCAUUGCUCAGCUCCAGACCACACAACUACCCUUCCGCAGGUAGGGUUCAAACACUUCUACACUAGGAAUUUUUCAUCAUGCCAGGCAAAAACAGAAGCAUGCGAAAGGAACGUUCGCAUGAGACGAGGAGCAGGAUAAAGUUGAAAACUUCCGGGUACCACACCACGCGCUGAUUUUUCUAUGCCGCAGCAAAUGAUCCUGAUCGACGUAAAAUAAAACAAAGGCGAGAAAAUUCUAGGUCGUAAAAAACACCACAUCUUCGGAGCAGCACG
Amoebophrya sp. A120 is the source of this 3555-nucleotide messenger RNA. The record is from the annotation of a GenBank genome assembly. Lineage: Eukaryota; Dinophyceae; Syndiniales; Amoebophryaceae.